UUGAAUAUCACGAAAACUGUGUACAAGUGUAGAAAUACCCGGGAAACUUCAACGAUGGGAAAGCGGUAUUACUGUGAUUAUUGUGAUAAGUCUUUUGCAGAUAAUGCGACCAACAGGAAGAAUCAUUUAAUGGGUGUAUAUCACCAAAAACAGAAGAAAGCUCAUUACGAUUCGUUCGUAAAAAGAGAUCCAGCCAAGAUCUUAGCGGAGUCCUCCAAACUGCCUCUGUGUCACAACUUCAGAACUACAGGAGAAUGUCAUUUUGGUGUCAACUGUCGAUGGUCACAUGUGACGGACCAAGUCAGGGAAGAGCUGGAGAAUGAAAUCAGGAAUAAGAGAGAGGCCUCCAUUAAGCAAAGACAAGAGGAGGAGAAGGUGCCAACGCUAGAGGAAUGGCUGGACAAACGAGCCAAGAGACUGAAGACCGAGGACGAUGUGAAGAGUGGAAUCCCAGAGCCAUCAGAUGAAGCCGCAGUGUACCAGCUUCCGGUGUAUUCUCUACCUCCAAGUCUUGCCAAUAUCCCCAACCUGCCCCCCUCACUCCUACCCCCACUCCCAGACGCCUACAAGUAUCUGCCACUGGAGGAGUGGGGAUGAGUGUAUUCUCUACCUCCAAGUGGGGUAGCCUAGUAGUUAAAGCGUUGGCUCGUCAUACCGAAGACCAGAGUUCGAAUCCCCAGAUGGGUACAAUGUGUGAAGCCCAUUUCUGGUGUCCCCCGCCGUGAUGUUGCUGGUAUAUUGCUAAAAGCGGCGUAAAACCAAACUCAGUCAGUCAGUACUUCCGGGUUUCACCAUAAUGGUAGAGAUGCGAGACCUACAUCACUUGGGUUUUACUUCCACAUUAAGUGACCUGCCGUGACAUACCUGAACCAUUGUUGAAAGUGGUGUUUAACCUAACCUGCUCACUCAGAUUAUAGAAUCCACACAUCCCCUGAAGAUCCAGGUUAGAAUUGAUCUUCAGCAUCCCAUGCUUGUUGUAAGAGACGACUAUCGGGAUCGGAUGGUCAGGCUCGCUGACUUGUUUGACACAUGUC
Haliotis rubra (blacklip abalone) is the source of this 1034-nucleotide messenger RNA. Its product is annotated as zinc finger matrin-type protein 5-like. The transcript has 4 exons. Gene Ontology annotation, cellular component: U12-type spliceosomal complex. Gene Ontology annotation, molecular function: zinc ion binding. Bases 55 to 597 code for a protein of 180 amino acids. The record is from RefSeq and is a predicted model, not a curated record. NCBI's taxonomy places the organism in Eukaryota, Metazoa, Mollusca, Gastropoda, Lepetellida, Haliotidae.